Messenger RNA from Microcebus murinus (gray mouse lemur), 1789 nucleotides. It is a transcript of the gene ANKRD45, whose product is annotated as ankyrin repeat domain 45. NCBI's taxonomy places the organism in Eukaryota, Metazoa, Chordata, Mammalia, Primates, Cheirogaleidae. The record is from RefSeq and is a predicted model, not a curated record. Gene Ontology annotation, molecular function: protein binding.
AGGUGGCGUGGGAGGGGUUAGACGGCAUCUUCCCUCCAGGUUGCUCGGGCAGGGGCUGGAGGGGAGUGGGCUGCAACCGCGGCGUCCUCGGGCGCUUCUUCUGCCCCGACCUUCGCGCCCUGGCCCCUGGCCCGCGGGCGGCCGCUCGGGCCUCCCGGGGUCCUCCCGGGCGAUUCAGGCCGGCUGGCGAGCUCCACCGCCCCAAGUGACGGCUGCCGCUCCGCGGGACCGCCUGGACCUCGCGUACAUGAGAAGUGCCAGGGAAAAAAUAUCAGCAAGACAAAUGCCACAGUCUAUCGUAACUGAAAACGGAAGUGACAUCCUCUCACUGUUGCUAUACUCUCUUCAUCAGAAGCUAUUUGGUAUGUCCAGUCCACACGCAAGGUAUUUUUGGAGUUAAUGGAGUCAGAAGGACCCCCAGAGUCAGUGAGUUCAGAAAAAUCAGUAUUUUUCUCACAGCAAGAAGAAGAUGAUGAAGAAGGAGCAGCCCAAGAACCAGAGGAAACAGUUGCCACGAACCCUCUCUUACAACCUGCUCUCACAGGGGAUAUAGCAGGUUUGCAGAAGAUUUUUGAAGACCCUGAGAAUCCUCAUCAUGAGCAGGCCAUGCAGCUACUCUUGGAAGAAGACAUCGUUGGGAGAAAUUUGUUGUAUGCAGCUUGCAUGGCUGGGCAAAGUGAUGUGAUUAGAGCUUUGGCAAAAUAUGGUGUGAAUCUGAAUGAAAAAACCACCAGAGGGUAUACACUCUUACACUGUGCUGCAGCCUGGGGUCGUUUGGAAACUUUGAAAGUACUAGUGGAACUGGAUGUUGACAUAGAAGCUUUGAACUUCCGGGAAGAAAGAGCUCGAGAUGUUGCUGCUCGGUAUUCCCAGACUGAGUGUGUUGAGUUCCUGGACUGGGCAGAUGCAAGGCUGGCUCUGAAAAAAUAUAUCACAAAGGUCUCUUUAGCCAUUACUGACACAGAAAAGGCACCAGGGAAGCUCCUUAAGGAAGACAAGAACACUGUUCUCAAUGCAUGCCGUGCAAAAAAUGAGUGGUUGGAAUCCCAUACAGAAGCUUCCAUUAAUGACAUUUUUGAGCAGAAACAACUAUUGGAAGAUAUUGUGACUCCUAUUCUCAUAAAAAUGACUACACCACGUCAAGUGAAAAGUGCCAAAUCUGUAAUCUAAGCCAUGGUCAGAAGAGAAGUCAAGAGUAUACCUUCUACUGAACAUAUAUUUUGUAAAAGGCCACAUUUUCUUCUAGUAUCUGAAAAGACAAACUUACCAUGCCAAUUAAAGUCAAGAAAAUAGAUGUGGGGUUUUAUAAAAAUGUUUAAGUACAACAGUGCAUCACCCUUGUUUUGUUUGGCCUGUUCAGCAUGCCUGUGUUCAGACUGUCUGGCCUUGCCCCACCUCCUCCAGGCACAGCCCCGUGUGAGUUGCAUGUGUUCCUUCAGGAAAGCACUUGGGUAUAAAUCACUCACAGGGACUAUAUGGAGGUUUUAAAACUACCUAGAGAGUCUAGUAAUUUUCUGUGUAACUGAGACUGUCCAUAAAAGAAGGCAUAUGUGGCUAUUUCCAGAGGAAAGGUUUGUUCUCCUUCUCUAAAAAGGAAGUCUUAUGGAAUGAUAUUCUGGAGCAAAGAAAUAAUAAGAAUUGUUGAAUCAGGGGCUUCUGGUUAUAACUAUUACUUUUUAUAUCCAAAUUAAAAUUCACCUGUAAGGUGGAAUAUAUCUGAGCAAAUCACCUUUUUAUUUUUAACCUCUAUCUUUAAAUUGAUAAACAUAGGUCUGUAUCAUUUAAUACU